This is a messenger RNA of Cladophialophora yegresii CBS 114405, 804 nucleotides long. Its product is annotated as 20S proteasome subunit beta 6. The coding region runs from base 1 to 804 and encodes 267 amino acids. Lineage: Eukaryota; Fungi; Ascomycota; Eurotiomycetes; Chaetothyriales; Herpotrichiellaceae. The transcript is spliced from 2 exons. The record is from RefSeq and is a predicted model, not a curated record. Gene Ontology annotation, cellular component: proteasome core complex.
AUGGCUUCUUUAAUGAAUGCGGGUCCUAUCGCAUCUGAUCAGCCGGGCUACUCGUUCUCCAAUGCAGCUGCUGGACCACUCCAAGCGGCAGGAACCAGACAACAUGCCUUCUAUCCAUACACGGACAAUGGCGGCUCGACGUUAGGCAUCACGGGCGCCGACUUUGCCAUUCUGGCAGGCGACACGCGUUCUACGUCGGGCUACAACAUCAACUCCCGGUUCGUGCCCAAACUGUUCCGCAUCGGCGAAGAUUCCUCGGACGAAAAGGCAUCCCGCAUCGUGCUCGCAGUGGUGGGCUUUGCAGCCGACGGCAACGCGCUGAAGGAACGGCUCGACGCCAUCGUCAAAAUGUACAAAUACCAACACGGCAAGCCCAUGAGUGUGAAGGCAUGUGCGCAGCGACUGUCUACAAUCCUAUACCAGAAGAGAUUCUUCCCCUACUACGUGCACGCAAUUCUCGGGGGGUUGGACGAAGACGGCAAGGGAGCACUCUACUCAUACGAUCCGGUGGGAAGCUAUGAGCGAGAACAAUGUCGAGCAGCGGGCGCAGCGGCGAGUCUGAUCAUGCCUUUCCUAGACAACCAAGUCAACUACAAGAACCAGUACAUCCCGGCGUCGGGCAAGGGACAUGAUUUGCAGCAGCGGCAGAUCGAGCAGUUGCCCCAGGAUGUUGUUGUCGGAUUGGUCAAGGAUGCCUUCACGAGUGCGACGGAGCGGCAUAUUGAGGUUGGUGAUGGGCUGCAGAUGAUGGUGAUAACAAAUGAUGGAAUCGAGGAGUCGUUCACGCCCCUCAAGAGAGACUAA